AUGACGGACGCUUUAGCAUCACAACUCAACAAGACCUCGUUGAACGAUGGCGCCGAUGACUCGACCUGGAAAGACUCACUCAAGCUCCCCGCAAAAGACACCAGACAACAGACUGAAGAUGUGACGGCAACCAAAGGCCUGGAAUUUGAGGACUUCUACAUUAAGCGGGAAUUAAUGAUGGGCAUAUUUGAAGCCGGGUUCGAAAAGCCCUCCCCCAUUCAAGAAGAGACCAUUCCCGUAGCCCUCACUGGUCGAGAUAUCCUGGCUCGAGCAAAGAAUGGAACAGGCAAGACGGCCGCCUUUGUUAUUCCUACCCUCGAACGAAUCAACCCCAAAAACCCCAAGACGCAGGCACUUAUCCUGGUGCCCACUCGGGAACUGGCCCUUCAAACAUCACAAGUCUGCAAGACACUCGGAAAGCACCUAGGUAUCAAUGUCAUGGUCACGACGGGUGGCACGGGACUAAAAGAUGAUAUUCUGAGGUUAGGAGAGACAGUACAUAUCAUUGUCGGCACACCGGGCAGGAUUCUUGAUCUCGCGAGCAAGGGCGUUGCAGAUCUGUCUGAAUGUCCCAUCUUUGUCAUGGACGAAGCCGACAAGCUUCUGUCGCCAGAGUUUACCGUCGUCAUCGAGCAGCUGCUCUCCUUCCACCCCAAAGACCGUCAGGUCAUGCUUUUCAGCGCCACUUUCCCCAUGAUUGUCAAGACCUUCAAGGACAAGCACAUGCGCAAUCCCUAUGAGAUCAACCUCAUGGACGAGCUCACCCUCCGCGGUAUCACUCAGUACUAUGCCUUUGUUGAAGAGAAACAGAAGGUCCAUUGUCUGAACACCUUGUUUUCCAAACUCCAGAUUAACCAGUCCAUCAUCUUCUGCAACUCGACCAACCGAGUCGAACUCUUGGCGAAGAAGAUCACCGAACUCGGCUACUCCUGCUUCUACUCUCACGCCAAAAUGCUGCAACAGAAUCGCAACAAGGUCUUCCACGAUUUCCGCGCCGGAGUCAGCCGGAAUCUGGUGUGCUCGGAUCUCCUCACUCGAGGUAUCGACAUCCAGGCUGUCAAUGUCGUGAUCAACUUUGACUUCCCCAAGAACGCAGAGACGUACCUUCAUCGUAUCGGUCGGUCUGGCCGGUUUGGUCACCGUGGUCUGGCUAUCAACCUGAUCAAUUGGGACGACCGUUACAAUCUGUACAAGAUCGAACAAGAACUGGGCACCGAGAUCCAGCCGAUUCCUCCGUCUAUCGACAAGAGUCUGUAUGUGUACGACAAUCCAGAAAACAUUCCUCGUGCGUUGCCUCCGCCUGCUCCGGCUGCCAGACCGAACACGUCAACUACACCUACGAAUCAGCACGCCACCAAUGCCAACGGUCAAUACCCGCAAUUUAGGAAGCCACAGAACCAGUUCAAUGGCUUUCCGCAGCAGUACAACAAUAACAACAACCAAGGACGUGGUGGAUACCGAGGUCGGGGUCGUGGUCAGGGUGCUCGAGGGCGCGGAGGCCACCCUCCACAGGCGGCGGCCGUGGGCCAAACCGCUCAGUAA
This is a messenger RNA of Cladophialophora yegresii CBS 114405, 1542 nucleotides long. RefSeq names its product ATP-dependent RNA helicase DHH1. Gene Ontology annotation, cellular component: cytoplasmic stress granule; P-body. Gene Ontology annotation, molecular function: mRNA binding; ATP binding; RNA helicase activity. The transcript has a single exon. The coding region runs from base 1 to 1542 and encodes 513 amino acids. The record is from RefSeq and is a predicted model, not a curated record. Lineage: Eukaryota; Fungi; Ascomycota; Eurotiomycetes; Chaetothyriales; Herpotrichiellaceae. Gene Ontology annotation, biological process: cytoplasmic stress granule assembly; P-body assembly.